UGUAUUGACGUAUGUAUGUCUUACAAGACACCACAGGAGGUAAUUCAGGGGAAGCUGUGAAAAUUUUAUAUCUUUAGAAAGAUGUCAUCUUAUGUCACCCAGAUUUGUUAUUUUUAUUUUUCGUUUUCCAGGCUGCCAAAAUGAUGUUUAACGCGGUUAACGAGCAGAUCAAAAAGAUGCUUGCGUCUAAUGUUGAUCUCAGUCCAAGAGAAAUGGAAAAGGCCAAACAUGAUUCAUAUUUUGUUAAACAAUAUUCCAUUGGUAAGAAAGGGAACUGGAUGGUAUACAUAAUGAAUGAUGGUAUCUACUUUGGGAUUUCUCGUUUCUUCUGGCAUUUGACUCUGGGCGCGCGCUUGUCUUUUACAUUACAUUCUGUGACUUAUUGUGAAUCCAGGAUUAAUAGACAAAAGAUGAAAACAUGAAAGUGACGACGCGGAAAGGCUUAAACAGCCUCCCCCAAUUGCCUGACAGAUGUAUAAUCUAACCAUAAUCUAACCAAAAAUUCAUAGGUGGCAAAUAUAUCGGUGGUGAUGGUCACUUAGAAAAAAUUGACCAACUCAUUUCGUCAUCAGGAGACAAGUCACGUGAAAUAGCUGUUACAGGAAGUGCCGGUAGGUUAAAGUUCCUAUAUGGGCCAAGUUUCAAUUGUCCGUGAAUGCCCGGGAAAAGCUUAUUGAAUAAUUUAUUCGAGCACAGACAAUCGAGAGAAUUGUCUAUAAUGUCAUUUUCUCUCGGUUUCCUAUUACUUUAGUCGUUGCAGCAAGUUUAUAUAUGCAUGUAUGUUGCAGGAAGCGGGAAAACUGCACUGUUGUGUAACUGGAUUGAUAAUCACUCGAAGAAAAACCCCGAUGAUAUUAUUGUAUAUCAUUUUAUUGGCUGCGCAACUGAUACUACAGGUAAGACAAAUACAAAUGGUUAAACUAUAUAGCCUUUUGCAUAAAUGCUAAUGAUUCAAAACAAUGAACGACUAGAAAACAGUGGAUUCUCCACUGAAAAGUUUCUCAGAAUGACAUUUCGUCAAAACUUUUUUCUUCAAGAUUGGUUUAGAAACAAACUUGGAGUAGGGUUAGGUUAGGUUAGAGUUGGUGUUUGAAAUAGGGUGAGUAUUAGCAAAACCGUUGCUUUGCUACGUUUUGUCACUCUGAGGCCAGCGAAAUAACCUCUGCAUCUUUUUCAAUAGAUCCAAAACAAAUCCUUUCGAGGGUAUACGAAGAAUUGGAUUACGAAUUUCAGAAAACUUUGAAACCAGCAACAACGGAUUCGGUCACUGAACACGGCGCCACUGCUUCUACAGACACGAACAAGGUUAACCAGGAAAUUGAAAGAGAAGAAGUAACGGAAAGUCCGUCAGGUAGUAAGCAAAUUGAGAGAAGUUCUUCAGGAGGAAUUUUCUCAUGUUUUCGUGGGAGUAAAGUGACAGAUGUAAACAAAGAUGAUGUCUACGAGAAAACAGCUAAUGAUGGUAAGAUUCGUAAUAUCUUACUCCUAUUUAGAUAAAAAAAUAUGUGGCUUAAAAUCAACGUACCCUAGUGAUUUAGAGAACAAAGAGAUUUUCAUCAUGUUUGAUGAUAUUUGCAUUCCAAACAAGAACCACGUAGAAUUAAAUCAAAACAAAUUCCCGCAAUAAUAUUUUUCUUCCCAAACUUUUUUCUCUCUUCAAAAAUUUUUUUCUUUUCAAAAAUUUUUUUUUCUUCUAGGUGAAGAACAACCUAGAAUUAAGUCAUAAUACACUAUUUACGCUAUCAAUUUCUACACUAUUUACUAUAUAGUUCGUGUGAAUAAGGACGAGACGCAGGCAGAAAAAGAACAAGAUUUGGUCAAAGCAAAUGACCCACCGAAGACGUCAAAGAAGAAGUUUUCAUCAGAAGAUAUUCUUCCUAGGGGAGGUGGAGGUCAUUCCAUUCAAAAGAUCUUGGCAAAUAUUACUCAGGUUGCACUUUGUUUUUCAUUUUGAGGUUGUUACGCAAAGUGAAAACAUGACCGCAUUAUUCGGAGUAGAGGGUAAACAUAUUUACUACUUUUUCAUUUGUUUGCAGCUAGCUCAAAAAAUAUCUGAAGCCAAGGGAAAGGCAUUUAUCGUGAUUGACGCUUUAAACAAGACUGACGACCUUGGAAAAACUGGAAAGGUUAGGUCGGGCUCAAAUGGACAGAGCAAAUUGUCCGACGUGUAAAACGUGUUUUCGACUGGGCGGAUUUUUUUGUUCCGGAAGGGACCUUUUCUUUUUCAAUAAUCGAAAAAGGAAGUUGCUUCGAGCGAUAAAAUUCUCAUAGGAAGGUAUCCUAUUUGCUCCUUUGUGGGUACCAAAACCAGUGUAACAACUAGACUGUUAAACGUUGCACGACAAUGAUGAGAAACUGAUAUCUUGUGCUUUUUCUAAAGGUUCUAUAUUGGUUACCCAACAACUUACCAUCGAACGUGCAUUUGAUUGUGUCAACCAGAACUGAGCACCAGACCUCUAUGGAAGUGCUCGUCCAGGAACGAUCGUUUGCUACAGUUGAAAUAUCUGCUUUAGAUGACCUGCAGAAAGAAACAAUGGCGAAGGUAAUUAGAGAUGCAAAAGGAGGGAGGAGGUAUUUAUUCUUUGACUGGAGAGCACUCAGAGACUGCAUUCCUCCACCUGCGGAUUACGGAUAUGCAACUUAUGUAUCAUGCAUAAAUUAUACAAUGGGCAAAACAAACUUUUUCUAUUUUUUCAUUCAAUUUUCAUUCAAAUUUAACCAAAAUUUAAUCAAUUUGUCCUUAGGCAAUUUCCAUUAGGCCCACAAAUCUUCCCAUCAUAAACGAACCUGGUUAGGUCUGAAAGUGUAUGUAUAAUUUAGGUUCGAAAAUUAAAUCUACAAAAACCCCAUCUAGUAUAUUAGUUCUAUCGAAUAAGAUGUCGAAAAUCUCGUUAUUUAAUUGUGAAACUCAUCAACUCAAAACACGACCUUGAAGGAGUUUGUAUAUCUGAUACAAAGUCAUACUGAUUUAAAUAAACUUUAAGUUCAAUUUUCUCACCAAAUAUCAUUCAUUUAUAUUAAAUUGUUGAACAAUACGAAUGUUCUCAUCAAGACGUUCCACAAGCCAUUUCCAACAUGAGCGCCCUUUGAUUGUUUACGCUGCACUCGUUACAUAUUUCAAGUUAUAUUUGAUUGGGUUUAGAACAUGCUGGCAUUAAGAGGUAAAGAAUUUUCCGAGCCACAGAUGAUCAAAGUGGUGGCUGCUGAACAGAGUGGGAAUCCACUUUAUCUCGAGAUUUUCCUUGAAGAAAUGUGCAGUUUUGGUGAUUUCUUUCUCGUCGAUAAACAAAUGGAUCAUUUACUUGAAGCUGAGAGGUAAUGGAAUUCAAGAUCUGUGGCAAUGUUCCGCAGGGGCAAAUCUACUGUGGGGGUUUAAGGGGGGGUGCGCACCCCACCUAGUCGUGUCUAACACCCCCUAAAGAAAUCCAGCACCACCCUAAAAAAUCAGCUUGGCCAUACAUUUUCUGCUUUUCGAAUAGCGAUUAGCAGAACUUCUACUGUUGACGUGUGUCGAUUUCUUGAAACGAUUUAGUUGAUUUGUGAGCUCACGAGAAAAUACUCAGAAUGCUUUAGUUAAAUAUCGUGGUUAAAUAUGUAAACAUGUUGAGGUUGUUAUACAGCAAUAUUUUCGAAUAUACUGUACUUUAACAAGCAAAUGUACUGUUACUGUGUGUGCUACAACAACUCGAUAUUAACUUUAUAGACAAAAGAUAAUGUAAAACGUAAGAGAACGGCGAACAUGCAGAUUCGGGGACAGUAGCGUAAUAGCGUUGCAGAGCAGAGUGGGCAGUAAGGCUCCCUCAUGUACCACCCCAUGGAAAACCUGCACCUCUCUUUGCAGAUGAAGCUAGACCCGCCCCUCUUGUUGCGUAUUCCUAAAUAAAUUCCAUUCUUCCAGACAUCUUUCAAUAUGUUUUCAGAAUUUAUCAUUAACUCUUAACAGCACAAAAAUCCUAUUUCUGAAGUUUAUCAAAAGAAUGGAAUUGGAUUACAACCCAAAAAGUGUGGACAAUGAUGGUCAAAAACCUCACAGAAACAUCGUUAAGGAAGUAAGUGGAACUCGUGGUCCAACAAUGUUGCAUGGAUGACAAUUUUAACGAAAAUUAACGCCAAACUUAUGUAUUUGUGUUUUUCGUAUAGGUAUUGUGUUUGAUUGAAGUUUCCAAAGAAGGUUUAUCAGAGGAAGAACUGAAAGCUAUACUCCACAUUGACUCGGGAACUUGGUCCCCGAUAUUUUUUGCUAUGGCCAGUUUUAUAUUAGACAGAGCCGGUUUGUACAGGUAUACGACGUAUACAAUGUAUCUAAAGUAUCUUCAUCCUUUCAUUCCUUCUUUCUUUCGUUUAUCUUUUUAUUAUUUCAGUUUCUUUAACUGCUUCUUUUUUCUUCUAUUAUUUUUCUUUCAUCCUUCCUUUGCCUUCUCUUUAUUUAUUUCCCCAUUUUGCGUUUUUCCUAUCUUUCUUCCCAGUUUUUUAUCAUCUCAUUAUUUCUGUUUCGUUAUUGCUUUUUAACUUCCUUUCCCGAGUCUGCUUGUUCCAUGAAUGUUCCAGUGAUCAUGCUCAUGGCAUUUUCAGACUUUCUAGUGAAGAUUUAUGCACAAAUAAAAUAGACAAUUCCCAUUAUAGACUAAUUUUAAGACUGGGCAAAGAGAUGCAAAUAAAUCACCACAGCUAGAAACAGCAUACUAAAAUUAGUAAAAUUGCAAAGUUUGGUUGCGAAAUGUUAUAAAAUGCGGAAAAUAUAGCCUUGCAAAGUUUGCAAAUUUUGUAUACUUUUGUAUUGCGUGCGGAAAUUGCUACCAUUUUCGGCCCAAAUGUGAACUUUGCAAAGCUAAACUUUCCGCAUUUUACAACAUUUCGCAACCAAACGUUGCAAUUUUACUCAUUUUAGUAUCCUCUUUCCGGGAAUAUACUUUUUUUGCCAAGAUAAAAAAUUAGUCUAUAAUAGGAAUUGUCUAUUGUGUCUUUGGAAGAGGUUAACACUAUCACCUUCAUUUACUUCUUUUGUUCAGUUUUGCGUACGAGGAUCUAAACAUGGCAGUCAAUGAAUAUUACUUGGAAGACGAAUCAGACAGACUUAUGUUCGUUCGAAAGUUAUCCAAUUAUUUUGAAGGCAAAUUUCAGGUAACAAGGAUUAACAUGGACAUUAACACCCAACAUAUUCUCCUUAACAAGUAAAAUCUCCAGGCCUCUUGGUGGGUUAAAAGAGUCACGGGUAGAUAUAGAUAUCCAAUCCAGCCUUAUUCCGAUAUCAGUUCUUCUAUUUACCGAACGCAUUUGUUGAUUGACCUUUCUAGAGUCUGUCGUUAUCAGUUGAUGAUGUGGUACCAUCGAGAAUCUCAAGUGAAUACCCACGACUACUGUCUAAACUCAGUGAUGGUGAAAAACUGUCGAGUUAUUUGACCAGACUUUGUGUGAUAGCCAGUGUGCCCAGGUAAGAAGUAAUACAAGUAGCUUUCGAACCUGUCGUUUACAGGGGGUUGAUGUUUUUCUGAGAGUAAAAAACCCGGAGGUCUCGGAGAAAAAUUAUCGGAGAGAGAUCCAACCACAACUCUACUUCACCCGACCUGGCUAAAUACUACGAUAGCAGGCUUAAUGCCGCUUGCUAUCUUUUCAUGCAGUAGUUCACGCAUUAAUCACAGCAUUCAUUUUCUCUCUACAGUGACGGUCCGGAGUGGUUCAAAAUGAUGGAUUACUGGACGCUGACUGGGUUAAGUAAUGAUCAAAUAUCCAAAGCAUUUCUAGCAUCAAUUCAGGAGGAAAUAACUCGAUUAAAAGAAAAUGAUUUACAAGAAUAUGGUGAAGAGAAAAAUCCAGUUCUGACACACGACAAGGUUCGUUCAUGCAUCUCCAUCGAAUUUCAACUUUUAAGGUCAGGUCAGGAUGAGCUGAGAAUUAAGAUUAACAUGGUGAAGUGUUGUCCCAAAGCACUUCGAUCCCUGCCAUUAAUUAAAAUCUGUACUGAGUGUUAGAUUCAAGUUGGUAAUCGAUUAUUCACUGUCGGCGAUCAAUAAUCGAUUGGUCGUAUAAAUAAAUCAAGGUAUAUUCACUUUCACUGUGAGUUGUCCCUUCCAAUAUAUCAAGUUGACCAAUCUCAAAAUAAGACAAGAUCAAUGAGUUAUUCUCAUGUUUUAGUUGCUUCCAGUUCUGCUGAGGAUCGCAACAUUCAUGGUCGAUGCUGGUUAUGGGAAAGCUGUCAUUCCUAUUUUGCUCAAAGCCAAGGAACUUUAUGUAAGUUUUACGAGAAAAUACCUUUCUUUCUUUGAUUCUUUCUUCUUGCUAACGGAUUGUUUUCAAUUUUCAUUCUCUUCUUCAGGAUUCCCUGGAAGAUAAAACAACAACAAAUCUUCAGAUAGUAAAUUUGUAUUGUAACAUCAACUACAGCCUGGCAUGCCUUUAUGUUGACUUGGACAUGCUGGAUGAGGCAGAACCCGUUCAUAAAGAUGUCCUUCAUAUGCGAGAAAGGUAAGGGACCAUUCCUUCGAUGACAAUAAUGUCAAAUCACAUUUUUAAGAAAAAAAUGAAAACUACAGCUUCCCAUAUAACGGAUUUUAUAAUACCCAGGUAUAAGAUCUUGCAUGAUCUUGGAAUAUCAUGGCAAGGUCUUGCAGGAUUUUUGGUAAAAUCUUGCAGGAUCCUGGCAAGAUCUUGCAGGAUUUUUGGUAAGAUCUUGCGGGAUCAUGGCAGGAUCUUGCAGGGUCUUAGGUGAGAUCUUGCAGGGUCUUAGGUGAGAUCUUGCAGGGUCUUAGGUAAGAUCUUGCAGGGUAUUAGGUAAGAUCGUGCAGGGUAUUAGGUAAGAUCUUGCGGAAUCAUGGCAGGAUCUUGCAGGGUCUUAGGUAAGAUCUUGCAGGGUCUUAGGUAAGAUCUUGCAGGGUCUUAGGUAAAAUCUUGCAGGAUCUUGGCAAGAUCUAGCAAAAUCCUGCACGAUCUUAGGUAAGGUCCAACAAGAACUUGGAAAAAUCCUGCAAGAUCUUUCCAAGAUCUUGUAGGAUUUAUGUAAGAUCUUGGGUACGAUUUUGUCAAAAUCUUGCUGGGAUCUUGGCAAGAUUGUCAAUCUGGGUACACAUAUAACUGAAGCUUAUAUUCAUGUUAGUAGCAAUUUUAAACUUGAAAGAUUUUUUCUGCACUUUACUUGGUUGAAACUGAAUGUUAGAGAAUAUUGGAGAAGAUUGAUAAUCCAAGAGACAAUAUAUGUACACUUUUAAUACCAGGAACGGUUGUUAAAAAUGCAACUAGUGGUCCUCUAGCAGGAGUCGAACCUGUGACCCUGCGAUUUCAGUUGGUUAGAGCACUGCACCGGAAUCGUAGGGCCGAUUCCUGCCAGAAUAGAUAUAUUCAUUUAUUGUACAUAAUAGUUCAUGUACACAUUUUUGUAACUUAUUAGAACAAAUGAUACUGUAACGCAGAGACGCAAGGGCUCUAAAUCAAUUGAAAUCUCUGAAACCCAUUCAAUAUGGUGUUUUAUAGGUAUAGUGAUCAAUUUGAAAACGGUGAAAGCGACGUAGCGACCUCACUGUAUGGUUUAUCUGUGCUGGAAGGACGUCGCAGGAACUAUGAUAAAGUUUGUAUAGUAUACAAAUAAUGAAUGUUUAUGAGUGCAAUGGUAAGAAUAUUUUCAUUCGGUGAAAGAUGGAAUGUUCCAUUCAACGAGGCGACAGCCGAGUUGAAUGGAACAUUCCAUCUUUCACCGAAUGAAAAUAUUCUUACCAUUGCACGAAGAAACAUUCAUUAUUUGUUUUAUAUAAUACCAAAAUAGACUAAUAGAUUCGUAUGAGAAACAUUUUGAGGGAUGCGAUUUAUCGAAAACACCAAGAGUGCAAUUGUACUAUACGUUUUAUUCCAUUGCACUCGCGGAGAGUGCAAUGGAACGUGUUCCAUUGCACUCUUGGGAAAUGGAAUUUUCUAUUCAAUAUCACGUGACCAUAAACAGCCAAUUAAACGAUUAGAAUUUAAUAAGGUAUUAUAUAAUAUUGAUUAUUGUCAAUUACUCGACAGGCUAAAAUAUUGCCUGGAGUUCGGCAUCUCACUCGAUAUAACUAAUUGUAGCAGAUGGAAAUUUUGAGUGGAAUGUUUUAUACAUUUUCUAGACCUAAGCAAAAGCAGUUGCGAAAAAUGCAACUAUAGGCCCUCUGGUAGGAAUCGAACUUGCAGCCCUGCGAUUCCGGUGCAACGCUCUAAACCAACCAGCGCCGCCGAGAGGUUGGCGGGGGCCCGGGGCAAAUUUUUUUUUGGGGGCCCCCUAUCAAAAAAAUUUUCUCCGGAGAACAACCCACGUCGCCAAAAAAUUUUCGGUCAGUGUACCAUUUUAGGGGUAAAAAAAAUUUUCCGGAGUAAAAAUUUUUUCCGGACGAGUACGUUUCAAUUGCUUUGGGACUUUAUCUCAUUUUUUUAUGCCAAAUUUCGGUACUUAGCCCAAGAAAACAGAUAUCUUGUCCUUUGCGCGGAAAUAUUUAACGACUGGGGCCCAACAAAAAUUUUUCGGGGGCCCCCAGCACCUCGCGGCCCGGGGCAAAUUGCCCUCCGCUGCCCCCCCCCCCUCUCUGCGACCCUGAAACCAACUGAGCUUGUCAUAGGGACAGUUGUCAAGCUCUAACCACAAGUUCAUGUAUAAUUCAAAAAAGGUUGUCAUUUGCAAACUGUAAACUUUAAACUCUAAGCGUGCAAACAUAAUGGGGUUAUCAGUUUAGAAAUCGUAUAUGGGGCCCAUUUUUUAGAGACAUGGUAUAAAUAUCGCAUUACGAGAACACUUCAUUCACAAAUGGCUGCAAUAUUCAACUACUAAGCUUCAAACUUGUUCUGCCAUGAAUCUUUGCGCGCUUAGAGCUUAAGGUUUAAGGUUUAGAGUUCAAGGUUUGCAAAGGACAACCUUUCUGAAUGGACCUAUUACCUAAUGAACAAAAUUUUGAUCUAGACAAAUCAAGACAAAAAUUUUAUCACAGCUUGAAAGAGCAUCACACAAUUAGUAAUAUUCCGAGGUUUCGUUGCGAAAUGUUGUAAAAUGCGAAUAAUAUAGCCUGCGAAGUUUGUCGUUUUUCAGUCAUUUUGUAUUAGUUGCGGGAAAUUGAUACCUUUUUUCAGAAAGCGGUAUCAAUUUUCCGUGCGUAAUACAAAAUGACUGAAAAACGGCAAACUUCGCAGGGUUAUAUUAUCCGCAUUUUACAACAUUUCGCAACGAAACCUCGGAAUAUUACUAAUUUUGUGAUGCUCUUUCAAGCUGUGAUGAAAUUUUUGUCUAGGUCAAAAUUUUGUUCAAUAGAUAAUCAUCCAUUGGCUAUAUAUAUACUAAGAGUCUAAGGUGAUGUCAAUGUUAUGGGUAAAUAUCAGGAUUUUGAGCAUGUACACUCGAUAGAACUAAUUGUAAAUCCAUCUAGAAAACUCUUCUAAAAUAUUGCCUCCUUGUUAAUUUAAAUUGACGCCUUUUUUACCUGUACUUAAUCAGGUUGAUGAAUACAACUCAAGAGUCCUAUCUAUCUACGAGAAAUUACAACUGCCUUGGGAUCAUGAAUAUUACGCCAAUCUCUACAACAACUGGGGAGUGGCCGUCAUGUCAAAUAAUCCUGAACAUGACAAGGAAGUAUACGACAGAGCUAUAGACUAUAUGAAUAAAGCGCAGAAGGUAAGCAAAGUGUGUUCUACUUCACACAGGGAUGGAUCCAGGCAGACCUGGUUUGGGGUGUGGCCGUUGACCAAGUGCAAUAUAGAGUUUGGCAACCUAGAACGGCAACGACAACGGCAACGGAGAAAAUAUAAUUGCUUAUAUUGUUGUAUUUGAACCAAAGUAUACGUUAAGACCAUGUAAUUUACAUUCGCCUUUGUCUUUGAGGAUCAAUGCUAUUGUUGAUGACAAUGCAUGUUGCCGUUGCCGUUGUAUUUGCCAAACUCUCUAUUAUCACUAGAGGGAGAAACUGGCUGUAGUGUUCUGGAAAACUGGCGAAAUGAUAGAAAGAAAAAAAAUACUUCUCAUGGCAGGGUCCAGGGAGUCCAGGGACAAAGCUGGUGGCAAGAGUGAUAGAAUAUUGCCUUUCGAAAUCAAAAAUUGCAUUUGAUAAGAAAAUUGGCACUCCCCGUGCACCCCAUUUCCCAAGGUUAACAGGGGUGCGCACCCUCGGCACCCCCAUCCUGACUUAAUUUUACUUGUUAUGAUAUAUAAUUUCUAACUUAGAUCUACGAGUCAGUGUACUUUGGUCACUUACCGCCUCAAGUAACAGUCACUCUCAAUAAUCUGGCGCUGUGUAAUCGACGACUCGGCAACCACGAGGAAGCUAGAAAAGUAUACAAAAGGUAUACGAUUAAUAUGCGAAAGGUGUGGAUGCUGGUGUGCAGUCAGGGCCGCCGAAAGGUUGCCCGUGGCAAAGUGCUUCCCCCCCCUCUCGAAGGGUCUGUAUACAGUUGCUUUUAAAUCACCCCUGUGACCAGAGUUCAAUUCUGCAUUGUUGUCUAAUUGUAAUUUCAUCUUAGUUACCUGCUAGACGUUACCUCUUGUAGCAACCUCCCCUCAACUUCCGGUCAUGUUUAUCUUUGUAAUUCUAUCUUAUUUCGGCAGAAUAUUGGCCAUCCGUAUCGACACGCUGGGAGAAAAUCACACCAAUGUCGCAAUGGUCUACAGAAAUCUCGGCACGUUGGAAUAUGCUGACAACAAAAUUGAUCUUGCGUUGGAUUACUACGAGAAGUCUUUGAAAAUAUUCGAGGUCUGUUCAAUUAUUUAUACUGGACAGCUUUUGACUGUCAGUGCUAACCCAGGAAAAGUGUUUCCGGGUUGGCUCUACCAUGCAAACACCGUAUAUUUUCUCUGGGUACGAAGGGUACACGCGUAAACACGCACAAACUGUGACAAAGCUGCAGCAUACUUGUGACAAUCCUGUUCCAACAACUUGUCAACAGGAUGUGUUCGCACUGCUUGUUCCCAGCUUGUUACAAGUUGUUCCAACAACUUGUUAUCGUCCUGCAAUUCAUGUGGGCCUCAUUGAUACCAGUGAUGCAUCACUGAAGAAGUUACCUUACGGAAAUAACUGUGAUUUGAUUUGUCAACAAGUUGUGCUAAUGUGAGUGGCAACCUUGUGGCGACUUGAUAAAAUAACAGUAUUGUCACAACUUAUUGACAGGCUUGCUACAAGAGCCUGUCGCGAACACAUCUUGUUGACAAGUUGUGAGAUUUUUACGUGUGUACUGUAGUGGUACCGCUGGAUCUCUAGGAACAACAGAACUGAUAAAAGGCAGCAAUCCAGAAUAAGUAAAGUAGGAAGAACACUGAACCAACAAGGGCUGACCAUUACCAGACCUUGAAUUCAAUCUGUUCUCCGUAGAAGCCUGCUACAUGCAGAGAACAGACAUGCAGAACUGUUCAAUAUAAGUAAAGGUAGUUUGGCGUAUGUCAGUAAUAUCUAGUAUAGUAGUAAGCAGGACUACUUCAGCGGGAAUUCGUUUUUUGUAAGGUCAGCAAAUCUGUGGAACAGCCACUCAUCGCAACUUAAGAGUUGUACAUCAAUAUCUGUAUUUAGUUCCAGACUACGUAAAAUGUAUAAAGAACGACUGCUAUUUUACAGCCCUCUUGGGUGUUCUUAACUUUAAAAUAUCCUAUGGUUUCCUAUUCAUGUAAUGUGUUUGGCCGAUGUAUAGUCAUUUAUUAGGAGUUAGGUGUCAAUUGGGACGCAAGUCAUGUUCCUCUCUCCAGUCACACCAAUGGCUAUUUUGUACAAUGUCCAAAAUCUGUUUUGUUAGGCAUUUGGGGAAGAACAUUUGGAAACAGCGUUGUCUUUAGAAAACAUGGCAUUAGUCAAAAUUGCUCUGGAAAAUUGGGACGAGGCUCAUUACUAUUUCAACAAGGCAGGUUAGUUGUACUACUAAUCCAUUUCAAUGUGGAAUACAUACUAGACCUUUCCUGGGACGUUUUAAGCAAAGAGAACCUUUUCACAAAGGACCUAAUUUUUUGCAGUCAAAAUGUGAUCGACAAUCUGAGUGACUACGUGAUCCUAAUACUUUUUAGUUACUCGUGUUCACCAUAGAAAAAAAGUUGUAAUAAUUGUCACAAAAACUUUGUUUGAAUUCUAGGUGAAAUUCUCCACAGAACCGGAAGAAUGAAUCAUUCUUUACCCUCAAUAAAUGCAGUAAUGGCCGACCACUACCUAACAAAUGACCGAAAACCAGACGCGUACAAGUUAUUUCAACGUUUAGUUGGUACCAGUAUUGCUCAACCGCGUGACUAUGCCGCAUUGGAAUACUUCGAUCGUCAACUGCCGGAAAACGAACGGCCGACGAGACCUUACGAACAUACUACAGAAUAUGCGUUAGAAAAGUACGUAUAG
Molecule: messenger RNA, 12299 nt
Organism: Paramuricea clavata
Lineage: Eukaryota; Metazoa; Cnidaria; Anthozoa; Malacalcyonacea; Plexauridae
Source: the annotation of a GenBank genome assembly